AUGGCAAUAAUAAAACAUGAACAAAUUGAUGCUAACUAUUGGCUUUGUCGUCUCAACCUCAUUGUUUUCCAUGAAUUACAAAUAGUAUAUCAGGUUUAUCAAAAGGCAAUAAAACUAAAUGGAGCAACUGAAAUCAAUCUAGUUGGUAGUCUAUUGGCUACAUACAUAAAAUCAACGCGCACAUUGAAAAGGAAAUGUACAUUUUUGAUGCAAGGUGACGAACUAGAUCAUGCGCUCUAUGAAACUGUUAAAAACAUAUUUAUGCUUACUAAUCACCUAAUUUACCAUCCACUUCUAGUCGAUUUUGCACAAAAAUUGUUUGUAAUACUGGUCAUAUUUGCAACGGGUAAUGUCAUUAAUGGUGUAAUUGUAGAAUCAAGUGAAAACUGCGCUGAUUGUCCCAUAAUUACAUAUUGCUUGAUAAAGAAAUUUCAAAGAACAGUUUUAUUAACAAUUGCAUUUAUCAUUUAUGAGGAGAUGCUUGGGCAAGGUAAUGGCAAAUUGUUCCAAUUAACCCAUAAGUUCGUCUAUGGUGCCAUAACAAGCAGAGUACAUAGUGGUAUCAAAGGCUGCCCUUUUUUAUUUGUCAAACAGUCGAAACAGUCGGUCGAUUGCAACAUGAGCAAGAAAUGGACCUCAGGUUCCCAAGAUUAA
Echinococcus granulosus is the source of this 654-nucleotide messenger RNA. RefSeq lists its product as hypothetical. Lineage: Eukaryota; Metazoa; Platyhelminthes; Cestoda; Cyclophyllidea; Taeniidae. The transcript is spliced from 8 exons. The coding region runs from base 1 to 654 and encodes 217 amino acids. The record is from RefSeq and is a predicted model, not a curated record.